UUCACAAAUCAAGCGAUCGAGGUCUGUUCCAAAAUUCUUGAUUCGUAUUAAAUCAUUGAAAAGAUGCGGUGCGGAGUUAUAUUUUUGCUCUCGGUUUUGAGCCUGUCCUGUGCUGCACCUCAAAAAUCUCAAAGGGAGAUCCUUUCUCAUUUUCUUCGCUAUGUUGAGACUAUUCAUGGCAUUCAAGUACACAAUUCGCUGGUCAUCACAGUUAAUUUUGUGCAGAGCAUAGUGGAUAACGUGCCGGUUGAACAUCGUGGAGCAGGAACAUCAGUCCUUCAGAACUUUGCUAACCGCGGCAAGAACCUUCGUCAGCGAGGCACAACUGCUGAGAAAUUUGCCUACAUCAACGAUAUUCAAGGGGUGUUCGAAGGACUCAAGGAGAGCUUUAGUGUAUCGGCUCCCGAAUCACAACAAAUUGGAAUGAGCCUUGUCGGAUUAAUGGCCGUUGCCAGUGAAUUCGUCAAGGAGGAUGAAAAAGUGCAUUCUAGUUUUACGGAAGGUGCCUACCAAAUGAAGACGAAGUUGACCCCGGCAACCAUAGCCCAGGAAAGUGAGCUUUUGAAUGUGAUCAACAAAUACAUAACUUCUAAUGAUAUUAAGCAACAUGAAACUCUCAUAGAAGAAGUACUGAAAUUCAAAAAUAGGUACUGAACGUUUGUAAUUAUUUCAUUUAACCGUUUUUAAUGCAAAUGUAAUCAUCAUAACUGAAUCAUGAACUUUUUAUCAGCAUUCAUGUUCAAGGCUAGCAAAUUUAAAAUUUUUCAAUUGCCUGAUAAGAGAUUCUUUGAAGUGUUUUCAUAAACAAAUAUAUUUAUAUAUACAUGGCAUUUGUUGGGUCCUAAUCAAAAUUUAUAAAAUGGUUAUUCAUGGCAAUAUCUUUCUUAACUGUCUCCUAUGGAUCCAGAUCGUACUUAUCUAAAUCUUACCGCAUUUUUCAAAAACACGAAACAUAUCAAAAUGGUAAAAUAAAGUG
This is a messenger RNA of Drosophila biarmipes, 976 nucleotides long. RefSeq lists its product as uncharacterized. The transcript has 2 exons. The coding region runs from base 64 to 654 and encodes 196 amino acids. The record is from RefSeq and is a predicted model, not a curated record. Lineage: Eukaryota; Metazoa; Arthropoda; Insecta; Diptera; Drosophilidae.